Molecule: messenger RNA, 1911 nt
Organism: Prunus armeniaca (apricot)
Lineage: Eukaryota; Viridiplantae; Streptophyta; Magnoliopsida; Rosales; Rosaceae
Source: the annotation of a GenBank genome assembly
AUGACUGAUGGUUGGGUAACCCGUUUGCUCUUGCCUUCCAAAGGGCUCAAAGGAGGUAUCUCUCCCUCUUCAAUUGCAAAUCUCACGCAUCUCACUCACUUGAACCUUUCCCACAAUUCACUAUAUGGUUCACUUGAAACUCAGUUCUUCUUGUCUUUGAAUCGACUUGAGAUCCUUGAUUUGAGCUAUAACCGUCUUUCUGGAGAGCUACCACUUUCUCUACCAUCCAGCAAUAUCCGGACAGUGGAUUUGUCCAGCAAUCACUUCUUUGGUGCAAUUCCAUCUUCAUUCUUCCGACAAGGAAACAACUUGACUAGUUUCAAUGUCAGCAACAACACCUUCACUGGGCUAUUGGAUUUUUCUUCCAAUGCAUUCAGUGGCAACCUUGCUCCUGGGCUAGGGAAGUGUUCCAAACUGCAGGUUUUUCGUGCCGGUCACAAUAACCUCUUAGGAUUAUUUCCAGAAGAUAUCUAUAAUGCUACCAAACUUGAAGAAAUUGCAUUACCUCUCAAUUCACUACAUGGAGCCAUUAGUGAUAAAAUUGUCAACCUCACCAACCUUGCCAUCCUUGACCUUUCCUAUAAUCAUUUUGGCGGCGAGCUUCCUCUCAAUUUGGGGAAGCUCUCCAAGUUGAAAUUUGUGACUUUUGAUUUCAACAAUUUAGAAGGUGCUUUGCCCCCAUCUCUGAUGAAUUGCACAAACCUUGUAGAACUGCAUUUGGGAUCCAACAGCUUGGAAGGAGAUAUCUCCAUCCUUGAUUUUUCCAGACUUAGUCAACUUACUAAAUUGGAUCUAAGGAACAAUAACUUCACUGGUAUGGUUCCAGUAAGCCUUUACUCAUGUUGGUCCCUAAAAGCCAUUGCAUUGAGUAAAAAUCAUCUAGAGGGACAAAUAAAAGCUGAGAUUCUUUCAUUGAAAUUCUUGUCUUUCCUCUCACUUGCAUUUAACCGAUUCACCAACCUGACAGGGGCAAUGAAGAUAUUGAUGAGUUGCAAAAGUCUUCACACACUCAUGCUUGAUGGUUCCUUUGUAGGCGAGGGAAUGCCAUCUGAUGAUGACAUGGUAGAUUUUGAUGGAUUCCAAAAUCUAAAGCUUUUGAGUUUGGCUAGUUCUAACUACACGGGUCAAAUACCUGUAUGGUUAUCAAAGCUCAAGAAUUUACAGAUCUUGGAAAUGGGUGCUAAUCAAAUCACAGGGCCAAUUCCAAGUUGGUUGGGGACUUUUCCUAGACUGUUUUAUAUAGACUUGUCAGACAACCAAAUUUCAGGUGAAUUUCCAAAGCAACUUUGUGGAUUACCAAGGUUGCUUUAUGAACCUAAAGCAGAAGACCAAUAUGAAUUUGAAUUGCCUACCUUCAUUAGCGAGAUAAUCGCAAAUCAAAGUUAUCUACAACAAAAAUUGUCUUAUUUUCCACGAAAGAUAGACUUAUCUAACAAUAAUAUUAGUGGUCAUAUACCUACUGAGAUCGGCCAAUUGCAGCUUCUCCACCAGCUUUUUCUUGGCUCCAACAACUUCUCCGGCAUCAUUCCAAACCAAAUAUCUAACCUAAAAAAUCUAGAGGUUUUAGAGUUCUCCUCAAAUCAUUUGUCUGGAAUAAUCCCAUCGUCAUUGGCGAGCCUUAAUUUCUUGAGAGAAUUUAAUGUCUCUUACAAUAAUCUUGAAGGACCAAUACCAACAAGCACCCAGCUCCAAAGCUUCAAUGCUUCUACCUUUGAGGGGAAUCCAAAACUUUGUGGUGCCCCACUUCCAAAUAAGUGCGGACCAAAUAAGGACAUGGAUGUAGAUAACAAAAACAACAAAGGCGAGGGCAAUGGGCAUCAUCAACUUUCGUGGUUUUAUAUUUUCGUAAUGUUGGGGUUCAUAGUAGGAUUUUGGGGAGUGUGUGGUUCUUUAUUCUUCAUUUCAAAGUAA